CAUUUUGUUUACAUUCAGUUCAGCGAUGCUGCCUUUAGUGCAUUUUGACCACUGAUAAUAUCCUUCAGAUAAGGUUAUGAAGAUAAGGAUAUUUAUAGCCAUGGAUAAAAGUCAAGAAAAAGGAAAACAGGUUGGUCCAUCAAAUCGAUAUGUGCUGUGCCAGAUGCCACCAGAAUGGGCGACUCUGCCUGUACACAAAGGUUGUCAGUCUUCUACAAAACGCAGCAGCAUCGCAGUUUAUACAAAGAGACGGCGAAACAACAUACUCAUUUAUAAGGGAUUCAUUUGCCCAUCUGCUCCUGCGAAGAUGCCGAUGUCAGUGCUGCACCCACCGCCAAGAUCCAGAACCUUCGGGAUGAAGCUUGCAAUGCUACAGGAGAAGCUCAGAGCUGAGGCUGAAGCUCAGGAAGAAACCUCAGAACCUGAAAGGAUCAGAGUGGAAGUUCCUGCAGCGAGCGGCGCACCAGAAGAACAUCCUGUCGAAGCUGUGUGCAAAACGCCAGACGGUGAAGAAACAACCAUCGAGCCUAAACAGAAGAUAGAAGGAGUCGAGGAAACCGACACCGAUUUUCUGCCUCUAGAAGAAAUCCUCGACAUUGAGGAAAGCGCUUCUCCAGUCCCGCCCAAAGGAGGGACAGAUGACUUUUGGGAUUGUUUUGAACCUAGGGAGGACAUGACAAUAGACAUGGACUCUUUUUGUUUGAACUCAGAUUUUUUUAUGCAGCUGCUCAGUCCAGCCACGCCUGCUGACAGUGAUGGCGAUGACUUCUCCCUUGAAAACUUCCUAAACCUGGAUUAGUGUGAAGGCUGUGGAUUCCAAAUGUUUUGUGAAAAAUAUGUUCUGAAUAACAAUUAAAUUGUGUCUUUUCCUGGACAAACUCA
Molecule: messenger RNA, 882 nt
Organism: Scatophagus argus
Lineage: Eukaryota; Metazoa; Chordata; Actinopteri; Scatophagidae
Exons: 2
Coding region: 77-799 (240 amino acids)
Source: RefSeq, a predicted model, not a curated record